Molecule: messenger RNA, 1311 nt
Organism: Prorocentrum cordatum
Lineage: Eukaryota; Dinophyceae; Prorocentrales; Prorocentraceae
Source: the annotation of a GenBank genome assembly
AUGGCCGAACGCGGAUGCGUGCCUCAGGGCCGAGGGCGCGCAGCCAGGAAACCCCGUGUGCGCCGAGAUAGACAAGGCGUCGUGGAACGGCGUCUGGGGGGACGGCUCCGCCGAGUACCCCUGGCCGCUGGUCACCGUGCAGCAGGGCAAGUGCUACCGCCUGCCUUCAUCGGCAUGAUGGGGCAGACCCAGAACUUCCUGAUCGACAUGGCCGGCCACAACAUGACCCUCAUCGCUGUCGACGGCGAGGACGUGGUGCCCGUGAACGUCACCCAGUUCAACCUCCACGCCGGCGAGCGCGCGGACGUGGUCAUCUGCGCAGAUCAGGAGCCGGGCAACUACUUGAUGACUGCGACGUAUGACUUGGCGUGUUUCUUGGAGAAGGCCCCCGCGCCGCACAUGCCCAAGGUGGAUUCCUGCAACUUCUGGGCCUUCCUCCACUACGAGGGGCAGGCGCCCCCCACGAGCAAGGCUGGCAAGAAGCUGCUCGGAGGCUACAGCCCUCCAGCCGGCACUGGCGGCGGCGAGAAGCCAGGCAAGGGCACGGGCAUCACUUGGAACACGAACGAGCGCUCGUCUUGGAGCGCUGUCAGGAACCUGGAGGUGGUCCCAGAGCCAGAGCAGGCGGACGUGACGUAUGUCCUCGACGUGGGUGUUGUGGGCCCGCAGUUUACUCCUGUCGACCCGUACGCGACGACCGACCGCAUGUACAUGUUCACGAACCACACACCCUGGAAGAAGCCGCUGACCCCGCUGUUGCACACGAGGGGACAGUGCGGGGCCGAGGGCGUCCCAUUCAUAGAGGUGCCCGAAAACGCCACCACCGUCGAGCUGAUCAUCAACAAUCUGUCCCCCACGGCUCACGUCCUCCACAUGCACGGUGCGUCUUUCUCCGUGAUCAAUUACGCCCCUUACUCGGAAUCAUGGUGCAGCGCUGGCCACUUCGAGUGCUUUUUCCUGCCGCUCUCCGUGGCGAAGACACUGGACUGCCCCGGCGCCCGGGCUGGAGACCCUGGGACCAAGUUUCCGUACGACGCCUAUUGGGGUUGCCCUUACGACGCCGAGAAAGACAGCAAAGGCCGAAUGUUGGAGGCGCCGCUGCAGAAAGACAUGAUAAGCCUCUGGCGCCGCAGCUGGGCGGUGAUCCGGUUCAAGGCGGACAAUCCCGGCGUGUGGCUUUUCCACUGCCACAUGGAGCAGCACAUCCCCACCGGGCAGGUCAUGGCGUUCAGCAUCCGGCCCCAGGAGCACCCCCCGAUCCCGCACGACGUGCCGACGGAGGGCCCGUGCCCAGUCUGGUCCAGGCCGUAG